Papaver somniferum (opium poppy) is the source of this 1541-nucleotide messenger RNA. RefSeq names its product cinnamoyl-CoA reductase 1-like. The record is from RefSeq and is a predicted model, not a curated record. The coding region runs from base 97 to 1110 and encodes 337 amino acids. The transcript is spliced from 4 exons. NCBI's taxonomy places the organism in Eukaryota, Viridiplantae, Streptophyta, Magnoliopsida, Ranunculales, Papaveraceae. Gene Ontology annotation, molecular function: oxidoreductase activity, acting on the CH-OH group of donors, NAD or NADP as acceptor.
UCCCGAUUCUCUAUUCACCGGUAAUUCUCUGUUUCCUCCUUAUUGUACAAGAAUCAAAAUUCAAGAUUUAACCAGGAGAAAAAACAGUCAGACAAUAUGCUAAUUGAUGCACCCUCCCCAGUUUCUGGCCCUGUAUGUGUUACAGGUGCCGGAGGUUUCAUUGCAUCUUGGAUGGUUAAAACUUUGUUAGAGAAAGGUUACACUGUCAGAGGAACUGUUAGGAACCCAGAUGAUCCCAAGAACUCACAUUUAAGAGAUCUUGAAGGUGCAAAAGAUAGGUUGAUAUUGUGUAAAGCUGAUCUUCUUGAUUAUGGUAGUCUUCUUGAUGCCAUUAAUGGAUGUGAAGGUGUUUUUCAUACUGCUUCUCCUGUUACGGAUGAUCCAGAACAAAUGGUGGAGCCUGCAGUAAAUGGAACAACUAAUGUGAUCAACGCUGCAGCUGAAUCAGGUGUUCGUCGCGUUGUAUUCACGUCUUCCAUUGGAGCUGUCUAUAUGGAUCCAAAUAGAGGUCCAGAUGUUGUUGUAGAUGAGAAAUGCUGGAGUGAUCUUGAUUUCUGCAAGAAUACCAAGAAUUGGUAUUGUUAUGGAAAAGCAGUGGCAGAAAAAGCAGCAUGGGAAGUGUCAAGAGAGAAAGGUGUGGAUUUAUUAGUAAUAAAUCCGGUGCUAGUGUUGGGACCGCUUCUUCAACCAACAGUCAAUGCAAGCAUAGUUCACAUACUCAAAUACUUGACUGGUUCGGCUAAAACGUACGCAAACUCUGUGCAAGCCUACGUUCAUGUCAAAGAUGUGGCCUUAGCUCAUAUUCUUGUUUACGAAACUCCAUCUGCCGAGGGGAGAUAUUUGUGUGCCGAAAGCGUACUUCACCGUGGUGACAUUGUUGAGAUUCUCUUAAAGUUCUUCCCUGAAUAUCCCAUCCCAAACAAGUGUUCAGAUCAAGUUAGACCAAGGGUUCAACCAUACAAAUUCUCGAACAAUAAGCUCAAGGAUUUAGGGCUUGAAUUCAUUUCGGUGAAACAGAGCUUAUAUGAAACCGUGAAAAGUCUUCAAGAGAAAGGCCAUCUUCCGCUUCCUACUCAUCCUGAAGACAAUACUCUCCGCAUCAACACUUGAUCAACUUUAACUUUUAGAUAGUGUGACAUUUGUGCUAGUUACGGAGGAACGGGUCUGAAUUCGUAUUUCAUUUUAACUGGCUUAUUAUUUACAUGAGAGAUAUUGUUAUGGAAAAAAUAGUCCAAAUCAUCCUUUUUAAAUGUAUCGAUUAUAUAUUUGAAGUAUUAUGAGAACAAAUAUAUAAAGAGUAUGAGAGGUGCUACACUUACUGAAAAUACAUCCCGUGAAAUAUCCCUAAGAGGAAAUCAAGGGUAGUCAAUAAGCGGUGCCAGCAUCAGGAUUGGUAAAUGUAAAAUGAGUCUUCUUUUUUUUUAUAAGAAAACGGUCAAAAACUCGACCUGCAAAAUUACAUCCUACGAAAGGUUGUUUCAUCUUCAGUGGUUAUUACGUUCACUCCAUUGAGUUGUUGUAAUAAACUGUUGACUUCCUCA